AUGAUGCAGUUUGGUCAGUUUGAUUACAGUAGCCAGAGCAGUAACUAUGGAAUGGAUACCAGUUACGCAGGCCAUCAAACUCCCGGUUAUAACCCGUCCAUUCUCACGCCAGACACUUCACAAGCUUUCUCAGCACCACCAGGGGGAGAUAACUAUGAUGAUGAGCCACCUUUGAUGGAAGAUGAUUUCAAGGAAUUUCAAGUGAUGAUUGAAAAUAAUACAAAAAGUUGGAGUAACUACAAUUAUUCGGACAGAGAUAUAUGUUAUAAACACAAUAACGCUGCACCAGUGUCAACGAGCUUUAAUAUAACAUGCAACAAAACUUUGUUCGGCAAUCAGGUCAGAAUUCUGCUCACAACCAAUUCCGCACAACUUGUUUUGUGUGAUGUCAGAAUUUAUGGAGAAUGUGAUGAUGGAACAUUUGGUGCAAGUUGUACAAAUAAAUGUGGUACUCACUGCAAAGGUAUAUGUGAUAAAGAUAAUGGAACCUGCGAAUCAUGUGAGCCUGGAUGGACGGAAAGUCGUUGCACAAAAGAAUGUUACGAAACGACUGCCGCUAACUACAACGGAUCUCGAAAUACAACUGUGGAUGGUACUAAAUGCCAGCGAUGGGAUGCUCAUGUUCCUCAUACACAUAUCUUAGACAGAACUGGAAUAUUUCCAGAUGUAUCCGCUACCGAAGCUUCAAACUACUGCCGCGAUCCGGAUGGUGAAGGAUCACCAUGGUGUUAUACAACAGACCCUAAUAUCAGGUGGCAGUUUUGUGGAAUUGACACAUGCCAUAGUGAAUGUAACGCUGGAACAUUUGGUGAUGAAUGUACAAGGACAUGUAGUAGACAGUGCAAGGAUUCAGUAUGUAGCAAAUUGAAUGGUGUUUGCAAUGAGGGCUGUAUACCGGGUUACAAAGGACGUCAUUGUAAUACCUCGUGUAAAACUGGAACAUAUGGUGACAGCUGCAAGUUUAAUUGCAGCGGAAACUGCAGAAAUAAUGAAGUAUGUAGAAAGACCGAUGGUGUUUGUGCGGGAGGAUGUAGUCCUGGGUUUAAAGGAGCAAAAUGCGAUCAAAUGUGUAAGGAUGGAAAAUAUGGAGACAAUUGUACACAGAGCUGCAGUGGAUACUGCAUAAAUAGCACUGACUGUAGAAAGACAGAUGGAAUUUGUGUUGAUGGAUGUAGUCCAGGAUAUAGAGCAGACAAAUGCGACCAAAAAUGUGUUGACGGCAAGUAUGGUAGAAACUGUGGCUUUAAUUGUAGUGGUAACUGCAGAAAUAAUUCAGUAUGCAAUAAACUAGAUGGUUCCUGUGCCAAGGGAUGCAAAAAGGGUUACAUAGGGAAUAACUGCAACGAAAAAUGUCCGGAUGGAUUUUAUGGAGCAAACUGUACUUCCAACUGCAGCACACAUUGCUUAAAUAACACAGUCUGUUUACAUACGAAUGGUACCUGUAUCAACGGAUGUGAUCCUGGAUGGAUCGGUUACAUCUGCAAGGAUGAAUGUGAACAUGGAAUGUAUGGGAAGGAAUGUGCAUCCAACUGCAGUUCAAAUUGUUUCAAUGGUUCAGUAUGUAUGCACACAAACGGUUCCUGUAUAAAUGGAUGCCAUCCAGGAUGGACUGGAAAGAACUGUAUGAAAGAGUGCCCGGCUGGAACAUACGGACUUGACUGUAGUUUAAACUGUAGUGACCAUUGCUUGAACACCUCUUUAUGUAACUCUGUAAACGGAUAUUGUUCGUUGGGAUGUGAGCAAGGCUGGAUAGGAAAAACAUGUGAUAGCACGUGCCCAAAUGGAACGUACGGUAAAGAAUGUUCCUCCAACUGCAGCACAAAUUGUUUGAAAGGGUCAGUAUGCUUACAUACAAAUGGUUCCUGUGAAUCUGGAUGCGCUCCAGGUUGGGUAGGAGAAACCUGUCAACAAGUUGAGAAACAAGUUGUAGUGGAAGGUGUCACAGAAGGAGUUUCUGCAGCUAUUAUUGCGGUUGUGGUUAUUGUGAUAGUAACUGUGAUACUUGCAGUAUUUUACAUGAAGAGGAAUACAUUAGUUGAAAAAUUCCAUUCACUUCAAGUCUUGUAUCACAGUCAACAAAAACGAGAUGAAAACUCCUUUCAUAAUGAGAUGUUCAUGCACGAACAUGCUGAAAUAGAAGGCUUUGCUUCCGGCUAUGGUGAACUGAUGACUGCUCAAAACACUGACCCAACGUAUGCUAAUACAUCAUUGGCAGAUGCAGACAGUCAGCUGAAAAGAGUGAAAGGUAAAGACACCAUUUCUUCGAGCAGACAUCCGGGAGGUAAUUCGUGCAGUGCCAAACAAACAAAGUGGUUUACAGGUCAAAAUGACAUGGAAUAUUACAAUAUCACGCCUAUGAGGCGGACGGCGAAUACAAUUUAUUUAUCAGACCUGGAACAGUUUAUGAAGGAAAAGUGUCUGAUCGAAGGAUAUUUUCAAUCUCAAUUUGAGACUAUAGCUACGGGAUUUCUUUAUCCAACAACUGUUGCUUUAAAGCAAAGGAACUUACAUAAAAACAGAUUCAAGAAGAUGUAUCCAUAUGAUCACUCUCGCGUAAAGCUGAAAGUACUACCAGGACAACCUGACUCCGACUAUAUAAAUGCCAGCUUCAUAAAGGGUCAAAGGAAAGACCAGGCAUACAUUGCUGCACAAGGCCCUGUGAGUGAAAACGUCAAUGAAUUUUGGAGAAUGAUAUGGGAGAUUGACGUUAGGACUGUGAUUAUUGUAACUAACUUUGCAGAGAAUGGAAAGAUGAAAUGCAUUCAAUAUUGGGAAAAUAAGGAUGAGGCCGUGAUAUAUGGUCAGAUAAAUGUAACAUUGAAAACUGAAAAGAUAUUUGCUGAAUUUACCAUCAGAGAAUUCAGUGUCUUCCACCAGGAAGACGUGCUGAUGAAACGAGAUAUUACUCAGUUCCAUUUCACAGCUUGGCCAGACAAAAGUGUUCCAAAAACAAUUCCAAGUUUGUUGCAUUUUUGGCGAAAAGUGAGACAAAAUGAUGAAAAUAAAGCACGUACAUGGCUCAUUCAUUGCAGUGCUGGAGUUGGCCGUACUGGUACAUUUAUUGCCCUGGAUAUAUUGUUUGAACAAGCAGAACAGAUGGGAUUCAUUGAUGUGUACCAGUGCGUCAAAGAUUUGCGAGAACAACGAGUUAAUCUAGUCCAAACACAUGAACAGUAUGUAUGCCUCUACAAGGUAAUGCUAGAACUAUUCUGCCUACCUUUCAAGCCGGUAAAUGUAGAUGUAUUCAUGACAAAGUACCAUCAGCUAUUAGAGAAAGACAACAAGUCAAAAAAGUUAAAAUUACUAUUGGAGUACGAGUCAUUAGAAAAUGCCAAGAUAUGGCUGAAAGCAAAUAACAGAAGACGCGAAAGCAGAGAAGAACCGACGGACAAACUGACCAAAAAGAACACGUUCGGAUAUAUCGACAAUAUUGAAAGUGGUGAAUUUAGGCCCAUUUUAUCAACGUAUGUGCCUGGCUGUACAAACUCUAUAAAAGCUGUCUAUGUACCGAGCUAUUUCGACCUACAUGAGUAUAUCAUCGUACAGUGUCAUCCUCAAUAUAAAAUGGAAACAUGUCGCCUGAUUAUCGAGAAGGACGUAGGUCUUGUUGUUACAUUUCCCACAGACAUAAAAACUACCGCUUUCUUCGAGCUUUCUGCUUCGGAAAACGACCCGUUUGUUGUGCUCUGCCAGUCACAGAUACAAACAGGAGAAUACACAAUUAAAGACCAUGUUUUACAGAGUCCAAACAAGAAACAUUGUUUCAAAGAAAUUGUUUUCGAAUGUUGGUCGUCAAAGAGUAUUGUACCAGACAGCCCUCAAUCAAUGCUAAAUUUAGCCACAGAAAUAAACCUUCAAGGGCAACAAGUAUCGGACUUACCUCACGGAAGAAAGUAUAUUCUUUUCCAAUGCUCGAACGGCGUUGACAGAUCAGGGUUGGUGGCUGUGUUAUUGAAUGUGUUGAAUCGAACACGUUUCGAUAAUGAAGUGUCGAUCCCACAGGUCAUACAAAGAUUAAGGCACAACAGAAGAGAAAUUAUACCAAAUUUUAAACAAUACAAGUUCUGUUAUGACGUGUUGUGCUGUCACCUGGAAAGCAACGCCACAUAUGCGAAUGUGUAAUACAUUUACACGAUUGCAUGAACUUACAAUGAACUGCGAAUCGCAAAACAAAACUGAUAUGAGCACUUACAUUGAUGGUGUCCAUGGCUGUCGGCCGAAUACUUAGAUUUCGAUACAAGUACUUGUACACGUAUGUGUUGAAUACCCGUGCGCCUGUGAGUUAACUGAUUUGUUCGUUACAAAUAGAGUACACGUGCGCGUUCAAGUAUGAAAUCGCAAAUGUUUCUGAACAUGUACCUUGCAAUGUCAACUUUUUGAUGAAAUAUAGCAAUACAUUGUACAUAAUUGUAUACAAUCUGCUUAUGAAUAUAUUUUUAGGAAAGGUUUAUCACAUUUCUCGGGAAUUAAUUUUAGUUUGGAAUAAGUCACAUUUUAAAGAGAUACAAAUACUAUGACCCGGAUCAAUUCUUAUCAACAAAUUAACAAUAGAACUCGAAUCUAAACACAUCAUAACAGAAAAGAAAAGAAAAAUGUUUGAUCGACUUUAGUAGUGUGCUCCUUAUUUAUACACUUAAAAAAAUUCAAGUUCAAAACUAUAUAUUCUAAACAAAAUAAUACAUACACAUUUAAACAAAGUAAAGAAGGAAUUAGGUAUAUAUUGAUAUAGUCUAUACAAAAUUAUGUAAUGCAUACAAAUUAGUAUUUUAAAGCAAAGAAGAUACAGGAAUAUAUCAAGUGUCGCAUAUUAUAUAAUGUCAUUUUCAAUAUUAAAGUUGUGUAAAAGGUUUGUUCCUAUUUUAACUCUUAAAGGCACUCGCUACAGUUUUUCCGGACGGGUUGAUAUUUACCCCAACACCGUGCCAAUUUGGUUUCGAUGUAGCUCACUGCAGUGUUGGUGCGGUCUUCUGCGCAUGCCCGGAAGUGAUUAUCUAAUGUCGCGUACGGCAAAAAAUCGCAAAUUAUUGUAUGUUCGCAUGCAUUUAAUGUACAAAAUGUAUAAUAUGCUGAGUAAAGGUUAGGGUAAGUAUCACCAUGGUUACAAAAUAUAUACAUUUAAAGUACUUUUAGUUCAGAUUGCUUCAAUCCGACAUAUCGAGGGCUGACCGGGAAACUAUUGUAUCUGACAUUUUGACCAAAAAUGGUUUUAUUGCAUUUUCUUAAGCCUUUUAUUGUCAUACAUCUACUGCAAAAAUAUUAUAAAAACUUUCCAAUAAUUUCUUGUUCUUUUUUUAAUAAUGUGAAAAUAUUGUAUCUGCAACCAUCAACUUCUUAAAAGUUCUUUGACCGGGAAACUAUUGUAUCUGCCUCCUAAGCACAUGCAAUAGUUUCCCGGUAACUUUUCCUGUUACAGUCUCAAUUUGAAAAAACAUUAUUUGUGACAUUAUGGUCUGUAAUUUAAACACCAAACAAGGAGAAAACUUGUUACUGUUGUUCAGGUUUUAUGUGAAUAUUAAAGAACUAAAAUAAAUAAUAGUUUACAUUAACAUUUUCACAUAAUGUGAUACAGAUACAAUAGUUUCACGGUAACUGCAAACACACUGGUUAUGAAAUAAAAUGUUGUAUGUGCAAACUUGUAUGGUGGUGUCAGGUCUUGAUUUACUUAGAACAAGUGAAUCCUUCAUGCAAACAGUGAAGUCCCUAAUCAUACGUCACAUUCUGUUGCGUCUGAGGUUGGUCUUCAGCGUUUGCCAAAGUCCUCACUCGCAGAUUGCUAGGCAUGAAUUGUUUAAACAAAACCUGUCCAGAAAUGUUUGUGAGGUGACCCUCUACCAAGAUGCUUCUACCAAGAUAUUUCAAGCUGUUCUUAAAAUCACUUCUUUUACAUACACUUAUGUAGGAAAAGAUUUGAAAAUAUUAUCUAGUCUAAAAUCAAGAAGCCAAGAGCUUUAAUAUACAUUUGGUAAAUUGGUAUCACUGAGGUGAGAGUUUCACGACUCUGUAGAUCCUCAUGUUAUUUUUAUUGUUGGAAAAUUGUUACAAUUUUUUCAGAAAGAACUCGGCUUGUAAGCUUCAAAGCCAAUUUCCCCCAAAAAAAUUAAUGCUGAAUACUAUUACAUAAUUGAGCCAUGUCAUGCAAAAAAGUGUCUUCAUGACUGAGUAAAUUUCUGUCAAGACUUUUCUGUGCUUUUAGUUUGUUGAAAUAGGAUCAGAAAAUUGCUUCUUGAAAAAGUUUAAUAGGUCUUUUGUUACUUAGCAAACAGUGUGGGCCCUGAUCAGACUGAUCUGGGCCCACAGUGUUUGCAAAGUCCUAAAGAUUACCAAAGGCAGUUGUUAGUGUGACGUGGCUCUAUUAUAACCAUGUUAAUUCAUACAGUCAUGGCUUACACUUUAAUGGCUAUGGACUUAAUUUUGUACAUACUUUUAUGAAAAUAUAGAAGACGGAGUUAGCCAUAUGUCAUUCUGUUAUGUGACAUAAUGGCUUAUCUUGUUGCUUUUUCUUGUCCUUUACUUUUGAAAAUGGCAGCAUGACCAAAUUAGGUCAAUGAUGCAUUACCUUAGUUUCCUUUGUGACUCCUCUCGGAUUAUGCUGUUCUGUCACAUGGGAGGGUUGUAUGCUUCGGAGAGGGUAAGGACAUGACAAAAUGCCUAAGUUUUUAUUUAUUUAUUGCACAUGCGUGUGGUCAUGUGCUUGCUUUCUGGCUUUUCAUUUUGCUGUCUGUCAUUUUUGAAAUUUUAGCCUCAAAUAUUGAUAAAGGUGAUUAAGUUAUUGUAAUAAACUGAAGUUCUGUUAAAAACAUCUUGUCGAUUUUGUCCUUUUUUAUUUGUACUAUAACGAUUUAAAUUUUUGAGUGUAUAUGAAUACCUUUGUCCAAAAAAGAAAAAGAGACAGUGUCAUGUAGAAAUCUCUGUUUUCAGCAAUUUUUUAAAAUGAUUCUUGAUAAUAUUCUGUCUUUACCAAAGUUUCACUAUACUACUGUAGCUGGAACACAGGUGAUACAGAGAACAAAAUCACAUAUUAAAUUGUUCACAUAAAGGUAAAUUAGGCCUUAAUUUUUUUUUGUUUUCGGUAGCAUGCACAAAAUAAAUUAGGGUAGGUAGGUUGGAAAAUGUUUUUUGUUUGUUUAAAAUUAUUGAGACUUUUCGGAAAUUAUUUUUAUGUCAAGAAAUGAAUACAAAUAAGGAGGUUAUGUCUUUAGAGCACCAAUAAGUUCCUUUCUAACAUCAAUGACAAUGUUUAAAGCAUAAAAAGUGCAGUUCUGCAUUUUUUAUUAAAUAUUUGAAAAAAAAAUUCGUUAAGGCCAUAAAAACAUUAAAAUUUUAGGGUCGGAC
Molecule: messenger RNA, 7332 nt
Organism: Mercenaria mercenaria
Lineage: Eukaryota; Metazoa; Mollusca; Bivalvia; Venerida; Veneridae
Product: multiple epidermal growth factor-like domains protein 10
Exons: 31
Coding region: 1-4122 (1373 amino acids)
Biological process (GO): protein dephosphorylation
Molecular function (GO): protein tyrosine phosphatase activity
Source: RefSeq, a predicted model, not a curated record